UAGUUUCAUGAAGUCGUAAUUAAUAAAAAUGGGUUGUUGUUGUUCAUCAAACAAGAAUAAAUAUGAUGUAUUUUUAAGUUUUAGAGGUGAGGAUACUCGAGAUAAUUUCACAAGUCAUUUAUGUAAAGCUUUGAGCCAGAAAAAGAUCAAAAUCUAUGUAGAUGACAUGCUCGAGAGAGGAGAUGAAAUCUCAACCGCUCUUCUCAAAGCAAUCAAGAAAUCAAGGGUUUCGAUUAUUAUUUUCUCGGAAAAUUAUGCUUCUUCCUCUUGGUGCUUAGGUGAGCUGGUACAAAUACUCAAAUGCAAGAAAAAAAAUAACAAACAUAGAGUUAUUAUACCAGUCUUCUAUGGUGUCGAUCCUUCUCGACUACGAAGUCAACAUACCAAGUUUGUAUUCUCAUCUAAAGGCUCCAAGGCUAAGAGACGUGCUUGGAGAGAGGCUUUGAAUCAUGCUGCAAAUAUUUCAGGAUGGGGUUCACAAAAUAUUAGGCCAGAGUCCAAGUUAGUCGAGGCAAUUGUUGAAGAUGUGAUGAAGAAAUUGAAUCGUAGUUAAUUAGAAUAGAUGAUGAUGAUGAUGAUGAUAUGAUCAUAUAAUUACAUUGGCAAUAAGGGCUAUUAAAUGUUUAUGUAUUUUAUUUAUAUGUAAUCCAUUUUUUUUAGAAAUUUUU
Messenger RNA from Humulus lupulus (European hop), 668 nucleotides. Its product is annotated as putative disease resistance protein At4g11170. The transcript has 2 exons. Gene Ontology annotation, biological process: signal transduction. Lineage: Eukaryota; Viridiplantae; Streptophyta; Magnoliopsida; Rosales; Cannabaceae. The record is from RefSeq and is a predicted model, not a curated record. The coding region runs from base 29 to 553 and encodes 174 amino acids.